Molecule: messenger RNA, 5439 nt
Organism: Ambispora gerdemannii
Lineage: Eukaryota; Fungi; Glomeromycota; Glomeromycetes; Archaeosporales; Ambisporaceae
Source: the annotation of a GenBank genome assembly
AUGAGCGGGCUAACCAACUCACUUAAUGCUGAGUUACUCCAGCUUUCAAAUGAGGCAAGGCGUAAGCAUCCAGAAAUUAAAGAGGCAGCUGAGAGAUCUAUAUAUAUACUACGCACAUUAAAAGAGCGUCCAGGAAUGGAUAUCACUCAAGAGCUUGCUAAAAACGUUGAUUUUUUACGACCAUUUUUGCUCGCUUGUGAAACAAGACAUGCAAAGUUAAUUACUAUCUCGAUCGGUUCAAUUCAAAAAUUAAUAUCACAUCAUGCUAUUCCUGGGUCGUCAGUAAGGACAAUUCUCAAAACAUUGAACGACAUAAUCUCUCAGGGAGUCGAAGUUCAGUUAAAGAUUCUGCAAACGUUACCUCCGUUACUGAACAAUUAUUCGACCUUAACCGGAGACCUGUUGGCCGAAGGAUUACUAGUGUGUUUCCGACUACAAGACUCCAAAAUAAUGGCGGUGAAUAAUACCGCAGCAGCGACGUUACGACAGUUGGUAAUUAAUAUUUUUGACAAGGUUGAAAAAGAAGAUGAGAUUAUUGAUAAAGAUGGUUCAGUAAAGCCGACCUCGACAGUGGUUUCCGUUCACGGACACGGCGAAAUUGCGCUUAGGCCUUGUGCUAGAGAUGCGUAUUGUUUAUUUCAGGACUUAUGUCUAUUGACUAAUUUGGAACCAGCCAUGUUUUUGCGAUUGAAUGCCUUGCCGAGGACUUUUGGAUUGGAAUUGAUUGAAUCAGUGUUGACUAAUCAUUUAAGACUUUUUAAAAAGCAUCCGGAAUUUUUGUCUGUAUUGCGAGAACGUAUAUGCCCAUUGAUAAUUAAAACUUUUUCGGAUAAGCACGAUUUCCCACAAACUAUGCGUUUAAUGCGUGUUGUAGAUAUACUAAUCAAACAGUUUAACGAAAUUUUGGUAACAGAAUGUGAAAUCUUUCUAACAAUGUUUAUAAAAAUUUUGGAGCCCGAAAACCCAUUAUGGCAACGUGUAAUUGCCAUGGAAAUAUUUCGGGGUGUGUGCAGCGGGGACGGAACAUUCCUAAGAUCUCUUUAUCGAUGGUACGAUCGACAAGAUAAUUCGACCAAUGUGUUUCGUGAUAUGAUUAACGUAUUUGGUAGGCUAGCGGCUGAGAAGCCGCAAGUUGUGGGUGUUAGUUCUGUGGUGGGACAAAUUCAUUAUCAAUCCCUUGAGAAUUCGGAUGUUACGGGAGCAAAUAGCAUGAAUGCUGACGCUCCUGGAUUGAGUAUUGUUAAUUCUAUAAUGAAGAUACAAUGGUGGCUGGACAAAGCAGACCCUCCACAAAUUCCAGAAACCUAUAUCUAUUUUCUGGCUUUAUCAUGUCUCAAUUAUAUAGCAGACGGAUUACACAAUUUCGUCAUGUCAAGUCUCACACCAAUAAUUCAAAAACAACAAAACGAAAAAUCACCCAUAGAAAUUACCGUUCAAAGUUCACCUGACUCAACGGAUUCUUCCGCAGUUGUUUCAUCAAAUAUUAAUAAUAAUUCCUCGGUACUUGGCACUGCGAAUCUUCAAAUGUUAGAAACUCACCCAGAUCAUGAAGAGAUUCUUCUUGUCAAGGAUAUGGCAAACACAGCAUGGCCAGGUUUACUAGCGGCACAAUCAUUCUUUCUUACUGCUAAUUUGGAUGAAGAACUUUUUCAAAGUUUAAUGCGAGCCUAUCAGAAUUUCACCAUUGUAUGUGGUGCACUUCAAUUAAUAACACCUCGUGAUGCUUUUUUGACUAGUUUAUGUAAAGGAGCAGUACCUCCAAGUGUUAUCGCUGCUUCCUUAGCUGAAAAUAAAGCAACGCAGGGUAUAACUGCCAAUUCUGGUGCUGGUGAGACUCCAGGUGUUUCUUUAUCGGAUCGAAAUUUAUCAUGUUUAAAAACUUUGCUUAAUAUUGCGCAGUAUCUUGGUGGGGUGCUCGAUGAUUCGUGGUAUUUAGUGCUAGAAACACUUCAACUGGCCGAUUUUAUUCUGUUUCAUAAAUAUGCUCGAGGGCCUCCUCAAAAUUCACGUAGAAUUGGCACACAUCAAAAUGCGUCAAAUUCCGCUAUUUCUUUGCCUGUUAGCACAAACCCACCAAAUACCUCCACAGCGAUAAAAGGCAAACGUUCGGCUGCGUCUGGUGGCGGAACAACGGUCGGUUCAUCUGCGCAAGCCUCAACGUCUAAUUCUAGCCUAACUUCUCAACAAUCAGCCAUAGACAAUGAUCUGAACAUAUUAUCGAUACAAAUAAAAAAAAUUUUUGAAAAUAGCAAAUAUUUAGAUGAUGCAGCUUUGCAAUCAUUUACAAAAGCAUUAUGUAGACUUAACACUCAAACAAACGGUAUAUCAUUGGAAGGUGAUACUUCAGCAGGGGCAGACUCUGAAAAAAUUGAAAAAGGCUUCAAAACUACGCCUUUGACUGCCCUACGAGGAAAUAAAUCCGAUGAAAAAUCAUUUGCAAUUGAGAAAUUACGUAUAGUUGCAUUGCUCAACAUGCAUCGUCUUGUCACCCAUGAAUCAUCAUCGCUCAUUUGGGAUUUGAUAGUAUUACAUUUACUUGCCACAGCCAAUUCUAUUUCAGUUCCACAAUCAAUACGUAAGCAAGCCUGCGAAUCCUUGGAUGAAAUUAUCAUUUCGAGUAUGAAUCAUGCUAGCUCGAAUCAAAAUGAAUCCAAUGAACGGAUUCAAUUGCAAUUAUUGGUUUCGCUUAAUCAACUCGUAAAUAAUCCGGAGCGACUUUCCACUAGCAUUGGAAAUAAAGGACAAUAUGUCGAGGUGCGUAAAAUGGGACUUGAAACUCUGAAUAAAUUACUACAAACCUCUGGACAUUCUUUUACGAAUGGAUGGAACAUGAUUUUUGAGAUGAUCAGAAGUGUAGUAGUUUUGUCUUCUUUCGGAGAUUCUGAAGAGGAAGAAGGAGGUGUUGGUGUUACUGGUGACAAUUCGAGUGUUGAAAAUGUCAGUGUAGUUGAUCUACCUUCAUCUUUCGGUGUAUCUAAUACAAAAUCAACCGGAUUAGUACGCGUAGCAUUUCCUUGUUUACAACUUAUAUGUACAGAUUUUCUGGUGUUAUUGUCUCCAGAAUGCUUACGGCAAUGCAUCGAUACUUUGGGUGCAUUUGGAUUACAAAUGGAUGAUUUGAACAUUAGUUUGACAGCUGUUGGUCUUCUAUGGAAUGUAUCUGAUUUCAUUCAAACUAAACGUGCAGAACUAGAAAAUAAUUCACAACCAUCUGAUCACGAGGAUACUCCAAACAUCGAUGAAGAAGUUGAUCAAAUGAUCGAAUCUACUUUGACCUCGCGGACAACAAAUGCAUUGUGGUUAUUGUUAUUGUUACAACUGUCGAAAAUAUGCUCAGACCCUCGACCCGAAGUGCGCAAUGGUGCAAACCAAACAUUGUUCCGCACAAUUGAUAUGAAUGGUGCUGUAUUGGGAAUCAACACGUGGAAUACUUGCAUUUGGAAAGUAUUGUUUCCUCUGCUAGACUCUGUAAAUCUCGUUUCCUCCAAGGCUUUGAAGGCUAUGCAACAACAGCAUGGAACAGAAAUAGAAAAGAUUAAUUUGCAGCAAGAAUCCCGUGGAUUCAUGGUACAUCACUCGCGAAACACUGUGGAUAAACAAUGGGACGAGACCAAAGUUUUGGUAUUGAAUGGGGUCUCUGGGAUUUUCAAAAAUUUUUUAGCCAUCUUGGUGAACCUCGAGAAUUUUCCACAAGCUUGGGAUCUUUUGUUGUCACAUUUACAAGGCUCUUGUUUAAACUCGAGUCAUGAAGUAGCAAUCGCAUCAAUCAAAGCCAUGCAUACAAUAAUCCAAUUUCCUAAUGAUUCGGAUCAAAGGUUACGUGAAAAGAUUUCUCCACUAUGGCAAACUGCAUGGGUAAUAUGGGAAAAAAUUGGUUUGGGAAUAAUUACAGAUCUUGAUAAUAUCCAUUUCCCUGAUAACGCUGGAAACGUCUCUCGAUUUACCCAAGAUACGCUAACUGCAUAUAUAGCGACUUUUAUUGAUCUUUACAAAUUUAUAAACACAAACUUUAAGAUAGAUGAAAUUAAGAGAUUAUCAAAAGUUGUUCACGGAGUUCUUGUCUACUCUAAAAGCCCAUCUUAUCGACCAGAUCAAGAUUAUCUGACUCCUUUACAAGAAUUAGUAUUGGAUCUUGUUAGUAAAAUCGAUUUGAAUGUGAAAGGAGCUCCUGCUGCUAUAUUGAACGAUUUAGCAGAUUAUAUUACUUUAGCUUUCCGAAAUCUUGAUGAUUCUUCGCAACAAGUGAAUUAUGAAAGAGCUGAGUUACUUGCACAACCACCGCCACUUCCACCUAAAAGUGAAAGGAGCAGCUCGGCGUCGAAAUCAUUCUCGACGGUUACUUUCAUUGCUUUCUCAAAAACAGCGAUGCGAAUUGCAGUUGAUUUGUUUAGAAAAUUUGUUAACGAUCAAGGAGUAUAUUCAGAAGGAGUAUUUGCGAAAAUUAUUGCGGCGUAUGGAAUGCCGAUGAAGCUGAAAUACAAUUGCCCUCAAAUAGCCACCAAACAUGCCGAAGAUACUGAUUUAUGGAAAAUUGCCACAAAAGCUUUUCUUGAAGUGGUAAAAAUUGGACUAGUGUCGAUGGAAAGUUUUGGAGAAGAAAUUCCUAAAGAAAGUUUUGUUAAUGUGUGGAGGCAAUUGAUCGAUGUACUGCAUGGAUCUUUGCUUGCUAACAGUCAACCUCCAUCCUCGCUAAAAAUCGAACAACAAGAUUCUGACGAAGCGUUUGACAUGAAAUUCCUAUUCAACCUCGAAUCAGAAGUAUUAAUACACAUGGGUCAUCCUCGAGUACCAGUUGAAUUAACACGGCAACUAGUAAAAAUCAUAGAGAAGGGCUCGCAAUUAUAUUCCAUGGAUGUACAACGACAAACUAAUCAUUAUCUGAACGGGAAUUUGGAUAAACCUCUUCCGCCAAUAAUAAAUGGAUCAGAAGGACAACCGUUACAAACAAUUACCAAGGUGGAAGGCACAACAGCGAAAAUUGUCCCGGUACCAAGGGAGCGAUUUGCAUAUGCGUGUUUAACGUGUUUGUUCAAUUUUUGCUCGGAUGUUAAUACUGAUCAUCAUGAAGCACGGCAGAGAAUAGCAGAAAUUGCUGCGCCAGUAUUGCUUGAACGGUGUGCAUCAGUUAUGCGCAAUUUUACCGCCGAUCAACCAUUACUGGGCAAAUUUCCACUUUCAAGGGUUCGCAACGAUGAAAUACUCUUGAUUUUACAACAACUGAUAAAACUACGGUUUCGUAGAAACAUUUUGCACGUUGACGAUGUGGAUGAUGGGAUGCAGACAAGUCCUCUUCGCGAUCAAGUUCUAUCUGGACCUAUUGCCCAUCUAUUUUACUUAUAUCCGGUACUGUGUGAUGCGAUCUCUAGUGCAAAUGAGCUCAUUUCUGUACUUUUACGAGAGUGUCUGAAAAAGGCGGGAGAGGAGUUGGGAGUGUGUUGA